UUUAGAUGUCACUCUUUGCUUCAAUAGUUCUAGUAAAUUAGCGUUAAAGAAGAGGCUACAGGUCUCCGGCAUCAAUGGUCUUAUGCUCGCAAUAUCACCAAGUAAUGCCAUGGGAGACAAGCGGAUGCUUGGAUUAUGUGUAAGCUUCAUGAUAUGUAUGUUUUUUUCUUUCUUUCUUUUUCUUUUGCAAGACACGAGAGGUCUAUUUUUCAUAUUUAAAAAGAGAUUAGAUUGGCUCCACAUGGCGGCCAUAGUUUUUGCUAUCUUGUUUUUCUUUUUUUUUUGUAAUAUGUAAAUUGAGCAGGGGCUUCAACGCUAGACAUCGGUCGCCGCAAUUCAAAGAAGUGUUAUAAUCGGUAUAUGUGUGAGAGUUAUUAAAGCAUCAUAGUAUGAACAUGAGCCAAACUUGGCCAUCGUGAGCGAUACGUAUUCUUCAGACUUUGUAAAAUAAUCUAUUCGUGUAUAAC
Molecule: messenger RNA, 467 nt
Organism: Lobosporangium transversale
Lineage: Eukaryota; Fungi; Mortierellomycota; Mortierellomycetes; Mortierellales; Mortierellaceae
Exons: 1
Coding region: 83-295 (70 amino acids)
Source: RefSeq, a predicted model, not a curated record